Molecule: messenger RNA, 2831 nt
Organism: Physcomitrium patens
Lineage: Eukaryota; Viridiplantae; Streptophyta; Bryopsida; Funariales; Funariaceae
Product: protein NUCLEAR FUSION DEFECTIVE 4
Cellular component (GO): membrane
Source: RefSeq, a predicted model, not a curated record
GAGCCUGAGACCAGUCACCUGAAGGCUGAUCGUUAAAGGGAGGGGCAGUAGUCAUCCCGCGACGCACUCAAGUUGCGUCUAAUCCACUUGCGCGUCGGUUUUCUGUGGGAGUUUCCAUUGGGUCCGAUUCCAAUGCUUGCGUCUUGAGGUUUAGAGCUUCGGUGUGGAUAACAUCAGUUGUGCAGGGGUUUUCGAAGCGGGGGUUCGAGUUGGCAUCAGGGUUAUGAGAUUGGCCAGGUUCGGCGGGGAGGCGUUUCGUGGAGUGUUGUAGCUGGCGCUGCAGGUUGUUUGGCGGUUUUUAGGUGGUUGACAUUGCGCGUGCUGGUUGAGAAUGCUAUCAAGGUGAUUUGUAAUUGUUUUUUUUGGUCGUAGAUCUCGUGCGAAUGGUUCUGCUGUUUUCUAGAUGCUGCGUUCUGGCCUCUUAGCAACUCUCUUUUUCGCCGCAAUGUGCUCGGAUCCAGCGAGUUUUCUCGCAGUUGGAUUUGUUGCGAGAGCUAUUCAUUGCUUUGGUUUGCUCCCGCCGGGGAAAUCGACUCGUCAGUCUAGUAGAGAAUAUCUAGGCAGAUAGUACGAAGCGAGCUCCGGGGUGGCAGCUAAACAGACGUGUUCAUCAGCCAACACCAUACUCUACGAAGUUUAGUGCGAAGAGGUCUGCAGCUUUGGUGCAGAUGCAAGCAUUGCCGAAGUGGCAUCAACGCCGAGUUUGAGGGUGUGCUCUGUUAUCCAUGGCGUGGACAAAUCGUUGGUUAGUGCUAGUAGCUUCAAUAUGGCUGCAGGCAUGUGCGGGAAUUGGCUAUAUCUUCGGGAGCAUUUCACCUGUGAUUAAAACAAAUCUAAAUUUGAACCAGAGGCAACUUAACCGAUUGGGGGUAGCGAAGGACCUCGGCGAUAGUGUUGGCCUUCUGGCCGGUUUUCUGUCAGAUUGGCUGCCUUCCUGGGGCCUCAUUUUAGUGGGCUUGUUGCACAACUGUAUUGGUUAUGGUUGGGUUUGGCUGAUUGUCAUCCGUCGAGUUGCUACACCUCCUUUCGCUGUGGUCUGCUUGCUGAUAGCUCUUGGAACGAAUGGUGAGACAUACUUCAACACUGCUGCUUUGGUGUCGUCUGUUCGCACUUUCUCGCAUUACAGGGGCCCUGUGGUGGGAAUCUUGAAAGGAUUUGCCGGCCUAGGUGGUGCCAUUUUCACAUGUGUAUACACUGCCUUUUUUGCUCCUGACCAAGCAUCCUUCAUACUCAUAAUAGCGGUAGGUCCAACAUUAGUAGCGUUUCUGGCUUUGUUUGUCAUUCGGCCUUUGCCCAUUGAAGCAAAAGAUAGCGGUGAUCAUGACCAGAAAUUCAGAUUCCUCUACGGCAUUUGUUUGGUGCUGGCAAUCUAUCUGUUGUCCACUAUAAUCGUACAGGAUAGUCCUUCAGCCAGUAAAAAUACGGAUCGUCUCUUCGCAAUUGGAUUAUUCACGCUCCUUGCACUGCCAUUAGCCCUAGUCAUUCCUAGUGCCCUUGAAAAGCAGUCCUCCGACUACGAUAAAAGUUUCCAAGACGAAGCCGGCCAAUUGCGUGCUCCUUUACUGGACGAUGUGGAGAAUGAAGUUGCAGCUGGUGGAGAAGGGCGUGCCACUGUUGUGGGCAGCGUUGAUGGGAAGGCAUCAGGGCAGUGCACAGCUACGCGGGCCUGGAAAGAGUCUCCCCGUCUCAAAGACCAAGAUUUGCUUCUCUUUAGCGAACUCGAAGACGAGAAGGAAACGUUGCCGGAACCCGUCAGGCGUGACCGGAUGCGCCGUGCCAGCUCCCGUUUGUAUCGUGCUGUAGCUGAGGGAGCCGUCAAGGUGAAGCGGAAACGGAAGGGUCCUCACCGAGGCGAAGACUUUACAAUGAGGCAGGCUCUGGUCAAGGCAGACUUAUGGUUACUGUUCUUUGGCCUGGUGUGCGGCGCUGGGUCUGGUUUGAUGGUAAUCGACAAUUUGGGGCAGAUUUCUCAGUCUCUAGGGUAUAAGGACCCUCACAUCUUUGUUGCCCUCAUCAGCAUUUGGAACUUCCUGGGACGCCUUGGUGGUGGUUACGUCUCCGAAGUAAUUGCCAGAGGGCACGCCUUACCCAGGCCAAUUCUCAUAGUAGGAGCGCAAGCGAUAACGACCAUAGGCCACGCAUCAUUGGCAGUCGGCAUGCAGGGCUCGCUGUACGCCGGCUCGUUACUGGUGGGCUUGGGAUACGGAGCUCACUGGGCCAUCGUCCCCGCCACGGCGUCGGAGCUCUUUGGGCUGAAGAACUUCGGCAUGCUGUACAACUUCCUCGCCAUGGCGAACCCAACUGGGUCCCUCAUCUUCUCGGGGCUCAUUGCAGGGACUCUCUACGACUGGGAGGCUCAGAAGCAACAUGGUGGUGUUGCCCCGCGAAACGGCGAGGCUUUGAGGUGCGAAGGCCCUGUUUGUUUUCGUCUCACCCUCUUUAUAAUGACGGGGAUGUGCAUGCUCGGUGCAGUCCUCAACACCAUCCUCAUCUUCCGCACGCGGCGUGUGUACACAAUGCUGUAUGGGAAGACGCAGCGCGACGACGCAGUCGGUGAGGAAGCUCGCGACGCCACUGCUAGUAUUCAGAACUAGUGUGUACAAUACCUCGUAGCUAUCAAUAUUGAUUGAUUUAUGAUUUUGUUGCACGGAGACUGGAAAUUAACAUUUGAAACUCUCUCCUCGAUUUCACAAAGACAAAGGACAGACUUCAUUUUGAAUAUUGAAAUUCUUAAUUUUGUGCCAAUUGGGCCAGAGCUUUUGCAGCACUUAUUGUCCCAAUUCUGAGCAAAGCUUUCAUAAAAAUACAUACUUAUUUUUAUUUUUAUUUUA